Cotesia congregata is the source of this 617-nucleotide messenger RNA. NCBI's taxonomy places the organism in Eukaryota, Metazoa, Arthropoda, Insecta, Hymenoptera, Braconidae. The record is from the annotation of a GenBank genome assembly.
UAGUUGUGACAAUUUUGAGAAAUCUCCCAAUGUCGAGCGGACUUGGUACAGCAACAAUGAGUAUCGGCGUGAGCCACAGUAAUCCAACAAGUGACAACAUUACCAGCGGAUGUCGUCUCCGUGCCCAAUCUCAAGGGCAACAACAGACACCCCAACAAUCCCACCAGCAGCAGUCUCAGUCCCAACAGCAGACUUUAGCCCAGUCUGAUCAGACUCUCCAGGAGUGUCAACAACCAUCUUUAGGACAGAAAGAUCCUCGAUCAAAUCCACCCCAUGGACGGAGCAAGAAAGAUAAUUGCUGCUUGUGUUGGUGGUGUUGUUGCAGUUGCUCUUUGGACGGGAUAGAUGGCACUGGUACGGAAUGCUGUGGCCUAGAUGAAGUACGAUCUUGGGGAUCAUCAUUUGAUAAACUGAUGCGCAGUGCUACUGGCAGAAAACUGUUCCGCGAGUUCCUCAUGAGCGAGUACAGCGAAGAAAAUAUCGCAUUUUGGUUGGCCUGUGAGCAACUCAAGCGUGAAAAUAAUCCAGAAAAAAUAGAGGAAAAGGCGCGGUAUAUUUACGAGGACUACAUAUCGAUUUUGUCGCCUAAAGAGUGGUUUAAAUUGAAAUGUGUUGAU